CUUUUUUGUUUAUAUUUGCAUACAGAAAAGUGCAGACAGGCGGAUUGAGGCACUUUUUGGCAGGGCAGGUUUAGCAAAAAUCUGACCACACUGCAGCGAAUUGGUCAGAAAAGAUUGAAUCAACCUAAAGAAAUUACAUACUAUUGAAAAUAAGAAAGAUUUUUGAAAUAAAUAUGGAAGAGGAGCAUCCGGACAGUAUCCUUCCGGAUGACGAGGCAGAGGCUGAGAUGGCCAUGCUUGUUGACUCGGCAUACCCUGAUGGCGACGAGCCACCAAGAAUUCCUCCUGCUGGAACUUCAUUCAUUGUCGUAGAAAAUGCUGAUUUGAUUUCGGAUGAUCAAAGAGAAGAGGCUGCUGCAAAAAAGAUGAAUGAGUUGACCCAAAUGUACCUUACAGGAAGACUGCCUUUUUCCGAAUAUUUAAAAACCUUAGAAUCUCAAGAAGGAGGCAACGUCGGCGGUGAAAGUGGAGGUGACGGCGAGUCAAGCCUCGAAGAUGAUGAGGAUGAAGAUUACAUGCCUUCUACGAGUAAAUCAAAGACAAAAAAGAAAAAGGCUGCAAUAAAGAGGGAAGCGUUCUGUAGAGAGUUUGAUGCCACCAGAAGGAAAAUCAGAACAACUAGGAGAGACCUGCCGCCCAUUCUGAGCAACCUCUUAGGUCAGGCCAACCUUAAAUACGCUCAGGGUGACAAGGAGGUGGCUGGCCAAAUUUGCGAAGAAAUUAUUAGGCAGGUUCCUCAAGCUCCAGGACCGUAUAAGUUGUUGGCUUUAAUUCAAAAAGAUAAAGGUCAAUAUGAAAGUGGCCACUACUACUCUCUGAUAGCCGCUCACCUAUCACCUGGCUGCGGAGCUGACGAAUGGAUGCAGUUGGCUGAAACGUCACUCGACUUUGACAAGAAAGACCAAGCACUAACUUGCCUGGCCAGUGCCAUCAAAAGUGACAAGUUCAAUCCCGAUCCCAGAUUGAGGCAGAUAAAACUUUUGAACAAAAUGGGCCAGAGUAAAGCUGUGCUCAGGGCCAGGGAGAGCAUGGUCAGGGUAAUUGGCAGCAACCCUAAGUGCGCCCAACACCACGGACGACUGAUUCUGCUGCAAGCCAAAAUAGCAGCUCGUGAGUACCACCAAGAAAAUAACCUGGCAAAGGCAACUUCAGUUAUGGAAGCGGCCAUCAACGCAUGCAAAAGCAGUGCCAGUGAGGACGACAUUCACCUUUUGGUGGAGUUGCAUUGUGAGCAGAAUGAAAAUCUGAAAGGCCUCGACCUGUUGAGGAAAGCAUGUGGUUUGGAGCUGCAACCUCAAGAGCCACCUUACCAGAUGUGCCGCUGCCCAUCUUCAAUGGAACCAGACCUGAGAGCCAAACUAGUUGUAUUUUUAGUUAGACUGGACGUUGACAAGACACUUUUGGAGCCCAUCUUACUCAUGUUCAUUGACGACCCUGGAGAAGAUCACGGGGAAAGAUUUUUGGACAUGGUUGAAGCUCUGAUGGCAAAGGGACGGUACCGGGAAGCCAUGCUUCUGAUGAACCCUCUGGUCGAGUCAGAAGCCUACAACACAGCUGCUGCUGUUUGGCUGACCCAUGGUGAGUGUUUGAGACACUUGGGUGAUCUUGACGGAGCCCAAAGGUCGUACACCAACGUCAUCACACUUGCGCCCCAACAUAUCCAGGCCAGAUUGACGCUGAGUUCCAUUUACUGCCAAUUGGAAAAGCACGAACGAGCUCUUCAGGUACUGCAUUCCGGCGAGCCUGAGGCACGGCUGUUGUACGAAGAAUUUCUACUGCUGCUGCAACACAAUUCUGAGAAGUCUGUCAAAGUUGCCAUCAACCUGAUGGAGCAAUACAUCAAACCUGGCAGUGUACGAGAGAUGUACGAAUUGGUUCUGCUGAAAAAGAGACGAAGUGGUUUUGAUCGUGAGGUUGAAAAUGGUCCAACUAAAGAUGAAUUGUUUGCUGUCAUCCUGAAAGCUUGUGACCUCUGCAUUCAGCUGAAACGCUUCAAAGAAUUCAAACGGCUGGUUUUUAUUGCAUCACACAUAAAACCUCUAAUAAACCAAAGGAAGCUGCUUAGCUUCUUGGUUGCCGUCUCUUGCAUUCAUCACAAAGACCCUCAGCUGGCUUGGAGUUUCUGCAGAGACGUCCUGUUCCAAAAUCCUCGAUCUAACUACGCCUGGCACCUUUUUAAUCUCUCCUGCAAACAACUGGACGAGCCUAGGCACACCAAAUUUGUCUCGAGGAUUUUCGCAAAGGAUCCGUCAAACUGGGCCUGCGGAAUGGCGUAUACCAACAACACAUUUCUUGCUGCGUCGUAUAAAGAUGCCCUGGUUGAGUUGGCAACCAGACACAAAAUCAGCCCUGAGGCCUACACUGCUCUGAUGCUGGGCAUCACCUGGACGCACAUCAGCUGCCAGAAAUUUGUCCAGGACAAAAGCACUAUGGUCUCGCAGGCCCGAGCGUACUUCGAGGAGUAUGACCGGUUGCGUCAAGCUGGUCAUAAACAAGAAGUUUAUUACAAUUUAGCCCGUUGCAUGCAACAGCUAUCAGUUUUCCAUCUGGCAAUUCAUUACUACAAACUGGCUUUGGCGACCAAGCCCUUAAGCCCUGAACUGGACCUUUGCCGUGAAAGUGCGUACAAUUUAGCCUUAAUAUAUCUCACAAGUGGAAAUUCUCUUAUGGCCAGAAAUUUGUAUUCUAAAUAUAUUGUGUUUGAAUAAAUUGAAAAUGUAUAACAUAUGUAAUAAAAAUUAAA
Messenger RNA from Neocloeon triangulifer, 2743 nucleotides. RefSeq names its product general transcription factor 3C polypeptide 3. Gene Ontology annotation, molecular function: protein binding. Gene Ontology annotation, cellular component: transcription factor TFIIIC complex. Bases 174 to 2708 code for a protein of 844 amino acids. The transcript has 8 exons. The record is from RefSeq and is a predicted model, not a curated record. Gene Ontology annotation, biological process: transcription by RNA polymerase III. NCBI's taxonomy places the organism in Eukaryota, Metazoa, Arthropoda, Insecta, Ephemeroptera, Baetidae.